Molecule: messenger RNA, 798 nt
Organism: Lutzomyia longipalpis
Lineage: Eukaryota; Metazoa; Arthropoda; Insecta; Diptera; Psychodidae
Exons: 1
Coding region: 181-798 (205 amino acids)
Source: RefSeq, a predicted model, not a curated record
UAAAAUAAUUAAAGAAUGUGUUUAAUCUUGGCUGAAUACUAAAAAAGGAAUUUGUGGAGAAUUCUACUAAAAGUCUUACAAAUAGGAUAUAUAUAAAAAAAGGACUCAAACUAAAAGGAUAUAUAAAAAAGUUUAAAAGAAAAAGACUCAUUGUUAAGAGUAAAAGAAAAAAAAAGUGAAAUGGAGGACCACAGUGGGAUGAUUUUUAUGCACGUUCCAAGAUCUACAACACGAAGCCUCAAACCAAGAUCUGUCUCACCUGGUGAUGAGAGACCACCGAAUUUUUAUCAGGAUCUCAAUCGACGUUUCUGUGUGCGAUUCUCCCAUGAGGAUUUGGGUUACAACGGUGAGGAAGAUUCACGGAGCUCGUCGACGGACUCAAAUUCAUCUUCAGGCGCCAAUAGGCACUCUACGGACUCCGAUGAAGGUGCAUCGAAUUUGGAGUUGCUGUGCAGUGGCAGCGAAACCAGCGGCGAUUCAACGGCCACAAGCAAAUCCCCAAAAUUGCGACUCCAUCGACGUUCCAUGUCUUCCAUCCGACGUGCCCUCAAGCACUUCUCACUCUCAUCGCGUUCCCUAUCGUGUGGCAGUGCAACGGACCCAACCGCACCCACUGUACCCAGGAAAACCACAAAGAAGCUCUCAAUUUCAUUCCCACAGAAGAGUGCGGAAAAAUCACCACCACCCAAGAAAAUCCUUCGUCAACCUGUGCCCUAUGCCUAUCUCAAGGGAAUGUCCGGACUGCCAACCCAGAGGGUACCCCGUUCAACGAUUUGUUCACACUACGCUCAUCGGUAA